This is a messenger RNA of Perca flavescens (yellow perch), 2007 nucleotides long. RefSeq names its product polycomb group RING finger protein 2. Bases 129 to 1130 code for a protein of 333 amino acids. The transcript is spliced from 9 exons. Gene Ontology annotation, biological process: negative regulation of transcription by RNA polymerase II. Lineage: Eukaryota; Metazoa; Chordata; Actinopteri; Perciformes; Percidae. Gene Ontology annotation, cellular component: PRC1 complex. Gene Ontology annotation, molecular function: metal ion binding; promoter-specific chromatin binding. The record is from RefSeq and is a predicted model, not a curated record.
UCCUCUGACGGGGCUGAAAAAAGCCAUUUUCUGGCGCUGCUGCAAAUUCUGUCCAAGUCCAAAUAACUGAGCUGGGUCCUGGUUUGUGGAGGAGAGGGGAACUUUGAUGUCUAAUCAGAUCUGUCUAGAUGGAUAAAAUGCAGCCCAACCGGAUUCAAAUCACAGAUCUGAAUCCACACCUUACAUGCCCACUGUGCGCUGGUUACUUAAUUGAUGCUACGACCAUAGUAGAGUGCCUGCACUCCUUUUGUAAAACGUGCAUCGUUGCCUUCCUGGAGACAAAUAAGUUCUGCCCUCGAUGUGACGUUCAGGUUCACAAGACAUGUCCACAGCUCAGCAUCAGAGCAGACAAAACUCUACAAGAUAUAGUUUAUAAGCUUGUUCCGGGGUUAUUCAAAGAUGAGAUGAAACGGAGGCGGGACUUCUACGCAGAGAACCGUGUGCUGGAACCAGGGGAAGUGGUGGAGACGUUUAACAUCGCAGAGGAUGAAAUCAUCAGUCUGUCUAUACAGUUCUAUGAGAGGAACAAAAAUAAUGAGAGGCAGCAUUCAGAGAUUGAAGGAGACAAGUCCAAUGGUAAACGCUUCCUGCAGUGCCCAGCAGCCAUGUCCGUCAUGCACUUAGCAAAGUUCCUCCGAAGCAAGAUGGAUAUUCCCAACAACUAUCGGGUGGAGGUGUUGUAUGGAGACGAGCCCUUGAAGGACUACUACACACUAAUGGAUAUUGCCUACUUCUAUGAGUGGAGACGAACUGGACCCAUCCCCCUGCAGUAUCUGGUCAAACCCACCCGGAAGCGCAGGAGGCCGUCUCAGUCUGUAGCCCAGGGCCACUCCGACGGCGUCAACACCAGCCCGACAUCGGAGAGCGACUCCCAAAGCGACAAAGUCCACAGUCCUGCCGCAGCCCAGCCACCGCGAGCCUCCUCGCAGUCCGGCGCCGCGUCCCACAACCUCUCUCCCACCAUCCAAAGCUCCAACGGUACCACUGUGCCCAACAACACUCAGCGACACACGCUCACCUCCAAACAGGGCGCCAACGCUCGGAAGGUGACUGUCAACGGCACAAGCUCUGGGGCUGGCAAAGAGGAGGCGAGGGGAGGCGACAAAAGCGGUUUGCCUCCGACGACCUAACGUGUGUACGGGGCAGCAGGGAGGACAGUGUUUGAAUUGCUCCCUUCUUUUUCUUUCUACAAAAACAAAAAAAAACGGAGGAGCUCGAGCCUUCUUCCUUCUGGACAAACAGGAGGCAGAUUACUGUUAUCAUCUGUCAGCAGGAAAGACUGAAAAGUGCAGCCAAAAAGACACUUGUGUGUGUGUGUGUGUGUGUGUGUGUGUGUGUGUGUGUGUGUGUGUGUGUGUGUGUGUGUGUGCGCGUUUAUGUUUGUUAGACUAGAACAGUGCACACAUAUAAACUGUACAGUAUGUAUCAAAUGUGAGCAUGUGUGCAUACAUAUGUAUAAACUUAUCUUUUAUACAAGAUAUUGUAAUCGUUUUGUAUUGUAUAUGCAGUGGGUCUGUUUCAUUUCCAUACUGUAGUUCCAUCAAUAUUGAUUUGGCUCCGCAACACUCGAGAGACAAAAUGCUGAAAGGCGUUGCAGUGUUCAUCGCUGCAGAAGUUGGAUGUAAAGAAGAAGAAGAAGCAGAAAAAGAAGCUCAUCCUUGCCUUUGAAUCGGUCAUGUUAAUAACUGCUGUAUAAGUGUCCAGUAUAAGCAACCGCUCAUCCGGUUAACACAGGUACAUUACAUUCAACUGUUGAUGCACUUUGUCAAGGUCCGAUCUCGUAAUCCAAACCAACAAGUAUUUUCCAACAGGAGAAGCGUUUCUAUUUACUCAAUUCCAAGCACUACCAUGCUCGCAAGCAGACGUUUGUCAGCAGACCAUGUUCUUUCUCUCAUGGCAGACGGAAGAACUCAAAAGGGAUUUGAAUAUUUGGCCAUGUAUGUUGUAGUUUCAUAAAUUUCAACAUUCCUUUUGUUUCUUUUCAUCAAACAGUGAUACUUUUUUUUU